AUGGCCGCCAUGUUUAGCCAGAACCCGCUCAUGAACGGGCCCAACUACUCGUUCAGUGAUGCCCCAAGAUUCAGCGUGCCCGAGGGCGCCCGAGAGCAUCGCUUUGACCCAUAUGCUGACAACGGCGGUUCGACGCUUGCCAUUGCCGGCGCUGACUUCACUAUUAUGGCUGGCGACACCCGCCUGACUUCGGGCUAUAGUAUCAAUUCGAGGUACCACCCAAAGCUCUAUAAGAUUGGCGGAACUACAGCAGAUCAAAGCGACGCAACUAUCGUUCUCUCGGUAGUAGGCUUCGCUGCCGAUGGCGAGGCCCUCAAAGAGCGCUUGGAUGCUAUUUGCAAAAUGUAUCGCUAUCGCCACGGCAAGCCGAUGAGCGUUAAGGCCUGCGCCCAGCGCCUCUCUACCAUUUUAUACCAGAAACGCUUCUUCCCAUACUAUGCAUAUGCCAUCUUGGGCGGGCUGGACGAGGAGGGCAAGGGUGCUGUAUAUUCGUACGACCCUGUGGGGAGCUAUGAACGGGAGCAAUGCCGCGCUGCUGGGGCUGCUGCCAGCUUGAUAAUGCCCUUUUUGGACAAUCAAGUCAAUUUCAAGAAUCAGUAUGUUCCGGGUAGCGGCGAAGGGCACAAUUUACAAGAACGCCCUCGGCGCCCUUUGACGCGCAGCGAGGUCGAGGUCUUAGUCAAGGAUGCUUUUGAUGGGGCGGUGGAGCGGCACAUCGAAGUGGGAGAUGGGCUUCAAAUGAUGGUCAUCACUAAAGACGGCAUUGAGGAGAUCCUGCUGCCGCUCAAGAGGGAUUGA
Thermochaetoides thermophila DSM 1495 is the source of this 798-nucleotide messenger RNA. RefSeq names its product putative proteasome protein. Gene Ontology annotation, cellular component: proteasome core complex. The record is from RefSeq and is a predicted model, not a curated record. NCBI's taxonomy places the organism in Eukaryota, Fungi, Ascomycota, Sordariomycetes, Sordariales, Chaetomiaceae. Bases 1 to 798 code for a protein of 265 amino acids. The transcript has 2 exons.